AUGUCCCAAGACGCUGUCGAACACUACUACUCGGCUCACAAGCUUGUAGAGAAGGUUGAGGGUUGGGCGGAAGAGGUUAGUAUCGCCACAGAAGAUAUGGAGUUGCCUGCGCCCAUCAACCCUUCGGCCAAGGUGCCUCGCAUAAUCAGGUCCUUGCUCGAGCAACACGAAGAAGCCCGGCUUAUUAUUGUUCAAAUUGAGGAGCAGCUCUUGAAACUCAACUAUGAGCUGCCACAGAAAGGAUUCACUGAUCCCCCUUGUUCUAAGCACGGUGGCUCGAGCCAUCGAGGAGUGUCACACCGUGAGUACCUCACCGAAAACUCUCGGGCCCAGGAUCUCCCAUCGGAGGAGAUCUGGCCGUACAUCCCGUUGGACAGUGAUUCUGGGGACUCGUCUAAAGAGAAGAAGAAGAAAAGCAAGAGACCCAAGACUGAGGAGGAAAAGAAUCGGCAUAUCAACAAGGUCUUCAUACGUGAGAACGGAAUUCUUCCGUUAUUAGAUCCUAGCGCACAGCUUUGA
Fusarium tjaetaba is the source of this 519-nucleotide messenger RNA. RefSeq lists its product as uncharacterized. Bases 1 to 519 code for a protein of 172 amino acids. The record is from RefSeq and is a predicted model, not a curated record. The transcript has a single exon. NCBI's taxonomy places the organism in Eukaryota, Fungi, Ascomycota, Sordariomycetes, Hypocreales, Nectriaceae.